AUGCACCAAUUUCAAACUUCUUUUCUUGAUCUCGCCUUGGAGUCUCAAGCACUCAAGUUUGGGUCCUUCACUCUCAAAUCUGGUCGUCAGUCUCCAUACUUCUUCAACUUGGGUUUGUUCAACACCGGGAAACUUUUGUCGACUCUUGCAACUGCUUAUGCUCAUGCCAUUAUUGAGUCGAAAGUGGAGUUCGACAUCCUUUUUGGCCCAGCCUACAAGGGUAUCCCAUUGGCUGCAAUUACCGUGGCGAAGUUGGCUGAGCUUGACCCAGAGAACUACUCUGACCUCGGCUACUCUUUCAAUAGAAAAGAAAAGAAGGACCACGGUGAAGGGGGUUCCAUCGUUGGCUGCGCUUUGAAAGGAAAGAGAAUCCUCAUCAUCGAUGAUGUGAUGACUGCCGGUACCGCUAUCAACGAAGCCUUUGAGAUUAUCUCUGCAGAACUGGGCACUGUUGCUGGAUGCAUCAUCGCCUUGGAUAGACAGGAGACGACUCCAGAUUCUGAUAAAUCCGCCACUCAGGCUGUCUCCGCCAGGUAUGGAAUACCUGUGUUUUCAAUCGUCACUUUGUCUGACAUCAUUACCCAUUUGAAGGGAAAGUUAUCUCCACAAAACUUGGCGGACAUUGAGAACUACAGACAGCAAUACGCUUCGAAGAAUUAA
Messenger RNA from Candidozyma auris, 660 nucleotides. RefSeq names its product orotate phosphoribosyltransferase URA10 (gene URA5). The record is from RefSeq and is a predicted model, not a curated record. Bases 1 to 660 code for a protein of 219 amino acids. The transcript has a single exon. Gene Ontology annotation, biological process: pyrimidine nucleotide biosynthetic process; 'de novo' pyrimidine nucleobase biosynthetic process; pyrimidine ribonucleoside biosynthetic process. Gene Ontology annotation, molecular function: orotate phosphoribosyltransferase activity. NCBI's taxonomy places the organism in Eukaryota, Fungi, Ascomycota, Pichiomycetes, Serinales, Metschnikowiaceae. Gene Ontology annotation, cellular component: cytoplasm.